Molecule: messenger RNA, 269 nt
Organism: Rangifer tarandus platyrhynchus (Svalbard reindeer)
Lineage: Eukaryota; Metazoa; Chordata; Mammalia; Artiodactyla; Cervidae
Source: the annotation of a GenBank genome assembly
AUGAUCAUCUACCGGGACCUCAUUAGCCAUGACGAGAUGUUCUCCGACAUCUACAAGAUCCGGGAGGUAGCGGACGGGCUGUGUCUGGAGGCGGAGGGGAAGAUGGUCAGUAGUACAGAGGAUAACAUCGAUGACUCGCUGGUUGGCGGAAAUGCCUCCGCUGAAAGCCCCGAGGGAGAAGGUACCGACAGCACAGUAAUCACUGGUGUUGAUAUCGUCAUGAACCAUCACUUGCAGGAAACCAGCUUCACAAAAGAAGCCUCCAAGAA